UACGUUAAUUAAAUAGUCUAGUUUUCUAUUUGGUCAUCCGUCUUUUUCAUUCACUGAUCUUUAAAACCUUAUUUCAGUUUAUGAAAAUGUGUUUUUAUAAAAGAUUUAAAAAAUGGAUUUUUAUAAUUUUAUGAAGGAGUGUAUAAUUCUAUGAUUUUUUUUAUUUGCGUGCAAGAUUCGACUUUGGAUUACAUUGAGUCUUAAUUUGUCAAUAGUCAUUGGAUAAUUUACAUGUGUAUGAUUAAAAAUACUUCAUAGCUACCUGGAAAAGGAUUUUUUUUAUAAUUGUGAGUGUGAUGCACAUUUUGCCUACACGAUGACUAUUUGGGAACAUGGGCUUAUUUUCAUUGCACUGUUAUGUACUGCAGGGUGCGCAAGUUUAGUAUUUCCAAGAAGCCCAGGUGUGGUAUACAGCCCAUUGAAUCAGACUGCAAGUAUACCAUGUGAACUGAACUUCCCACUGGAUGAGGAACUUGAAUUGUUUAUGUGGUACAAAGAAACAGUUUAUAUUCUUUAUAAAGAUAAAAAUGGGCAAAUCAAGCACAGAGAACCAAGUGAUGAAAACAAGUUUACAAUAUCUGGGGACAACUCUUCUCUAAUUAUUUCUAGAGUGCAGUCGGAGGACGGUGGUAAUUUUACAUGUAGGAAGAGCUUUAAGAAACAAGUAAACGGUGCCUUGGAAUUCUUUGAAGAGGCAAAAUCAACAGAAUUGAUAGUUCAAGAACUGCAAAACGUGUCUCUUUCUGAAGAGUUUGAUGACUAUGAUGUCAUUGAUGAUGUCAUAGAUGAUGUCAUAGAUGAAAAUGUUACCAUUUCUGAUGAUGUGCCAACCCCACCUGGUAUGCCGACAGUCAGUAGUAUCGAGUCCCGGGAAGCCAUCGUCUCCUGGGAGAAAAGUCUCAAAGAUAACAAUAGCCCCAUACUUAAUUAUAUCAUCAAUGUGAAAAAAAUAAGUGAUGAAGACUGGACAAAGAGUCGGGCAUUGUUGGUGGACAAGAAUACAACCAACAUUAUUGUACGUGGUCUGAUACCAAAUCAGGGGUACCAGAUCAGGGUCAUAGCAAAGAAUGCCCUCGGGAACUCGGAACCCAGCAGUGAAAGUCAGAUAUUUAUGACAUAUCCUGCAGCUGUAAAAUACCCACAACGGAGGAGAAAAAUGGUUAAAAGGGAUCUCUUAAAUACUACCACCAAGCCGGAGGAAGCUCCUAAAAAUUUAGUUGCCAUAAGUCCAAACAGUACAAAGAUACUGUUGAGAUGGACCCCGUUACCUGAAGAUGCGAGGAAUGGGGAGGACGGAGGGUACGAUGUCGAGUAUAAACAAGUUGGUAUUGAAGAGAAACUAGCUUUUGUUAUAGAGGAUCCUAACAGAAAGGAGGUAUUGAUAGAAAAUCUAAAACCAUUCACAAAUUACUCAGUGUCUGUUAACUUCUUCAAUGAUGUUGGCAAAGGGCCAGUCGCAACAACAUUUGUUAAAACAAUAGAAGGAGUUCCGGAGAAGCCUCGUAUAACUCAUCUAUCAGAGAUGAAGUCAACAUCAUUUGUGGUGAAUUGGGAGGCACCAGUGAUAGAAAAUGGUAUAUUGAAGAACUACCAGCUACAGUGGAUACACAAUAACACCUUUAAAACACGCAUAAUUACUGGACAUCUUACACAGCCAAUGUCGGCUCACAUCACUGGAUUAAGGCCUUACACAGAGUAUCAGUUACGAGUCAGAGCAGAAACAGGGGGUGGUUACAGUGACUACAGUGAUUUCUACCCCGCCCUAACAGAUGUUGAUAAACCCAGCGCUCCAUUUAUACUGAAUGUAUCAGUGGUGUCAUCAACAGCGAUAUAUGUACAGUGGUUACCCCCGACUACGUUCUAUAAAAAGAUUGACUCGUAUUUCAUACGGUAUAUAGCAACAAGUGGGGACCAGUGGAGAGAUGACCAGAUGGUUUCUGGCUCAGAUCACAAGGAGGGUAGCUUAUGUGUGAAAAGAACGACAUUGAUAAAAGAUUUACCUACAAACACGGAGUAUAAGCUGGUUAUAGCUGCAGUCACUCAGAGUAUAUUCUCCAUGUCUUACUACAUCGGAGAUUUCUCACAGGAGAUUAUAUUCCAGUUAGAAGAUCCAACAGUUGUUACGGAGGCUGUACAAGAAGAGACGGUGAACGCAGGAAUGAUAGCCGGCAUUGUUGUCGGGCUGAUCUUCAUAUCUAUUAUUGUUCUAUUCUUUGUUGGAUAUAGAUCUAUGACAUGUAGGAAAUAUACGAGAUCCCUGUACUACCUUGCUGUACCAACUAAUUCCCAGUCUCCACAAAGUACAGUAGUGUUUCCUCCCGAUCCAAUAGAGGAAGACACAAAAUAUCAUGAGAUCAGAGUGAUAGAUUUCCUGCAGCAUAAUCGUUCCAUGCACGCCAAUAGUGAUGAUGGUUUCUCCGUGGAGUUUGAGGAAAUCUCUAGUCGUACGAGAACAGACUUGAUGGCCGAUGCAUCAUAUCUGCCUGAAAAUAAAGCUAAAAAUAGAUACGUCAAUAUCAGUGCAUUCGACCAUACGAGAGUUAUAUUACAAACUCUUCCUGGAAGGCCUAAAUCAGAUUAUAUCAAUGCAAACUUUAUUGAUGGAUAUAAUAAACCACAUGCUUACAUAGCUACCCAGGGCCCCCUGCCACACACCUUUGCCGACUAUUGGAGAAUGAUAUGGGAACAAGGGUCCAUAGUUAUCAUAAUGAUAACAAAUCUAAUCGAGCGUGGACGUAGAAAAUGUGACAUGUACUGGCCAGAAGAAGGUUCCGAGACGUACGGCUAUGUUACGGUCAAGCACAUCAAUACCUUUUCAAGAGCCCAUUACACUGUCCGCAUGUUUUCACUGAAAAGUAGUAAAAAUAAAAAGAAACAUGUAUCUGAACGUAUAGUUUACCAAUACCACUAUACCGAGUGGCCAGAUCACGGUGUACCUGAGUUCACACUUCCGGUACUGAAGUUUAUACAGAAAUCUUCCGGAGAAAAUCCUCCAGGGGCUGGCCCCAUUGUCAUCCAUUGCAGUGCUGGUGUAGGUCGGACUGGUACCUAUAUUCUGAUAGAAUCAAUGAUUAAACAGAUAAAAGACAAGGGUACAGUCAAUAUUCCUGCAUUCUUAUUACAUAUUAGACAACAGAGGAACUUCCUAGUACAAACAGAGGAGCAGUAUAUGUUAAUACACGAUGCAAUAGCAGAGUACAUCUUGACACAGGGUGAUACAGAAAUCAGAGCAGAUGACAUCAGCAAAUAUUUGUCACAAGUCACCAAUCAGAUAAAUGGGGAAAUGACUUCCCUUGAUAUACAAUAUAAUUUGGUCACAAACUUUAGCCCAAAACCAGAUGAUAUGUUUCAUGCGUUGAAGAGUGUGAACCUGUGUAAGAAUCGUAAACUUGACAUGGUUCCUUUAAGUGUUAAACGUGUCAUACUACCAAUGAAACCUGGUGUAGAAGGCUCUGACUACAUUAAUGCCACAUAUCUACAGGGCUACAACAAGAGUAAUGAGUUUAUAGUAACUCAGCAUCCACUUGAACAAACUGUAGAAGAUUUCUGGAGGAUGGUAUGGGAUCAAAACUCUUCUGUUAUAGUGCAGCUAUCUGAUGUUGAUGAUGAUGACUUUAAGACGUUUUGGCCAGAGAAGGAUAAUCCUAUAGAUAUUGGUUGUUUCAAGGUGACAUAUAGGGAAGAUGAUGAUGAUAAAAAGUAUAAGGUCCGAGAAUUCCUCCUACAGUCUAAUCAGGAUGACUACAUUCUGAUGACUACAAUAGUAAAACCAGUGAACCCAUGGCCGUCAUCGUGUAACCCUAGACACCAUGUGUUUGAUAUGGUAGAAGAGGUUCAAAGGUUACAUCGACAGAAUAAUAUCGGCCCUGUUAUAGUGGUUGACAGCUUUGGAGGUGUUGAAGCGACCACAUUUUGUGCUAUGUUCAGUAUAUAUGACCAAUUACAGUUUGAUAAAUCUGUCAACAUUUAUCAGUUAGCAAAACUUUAUCACCUCAAGCGAGCUGGAUGUAUAGGAUCAAAGGAGGACUACCUGUUCCUGUACCAAGCAGCAGAGAGUUUGACCAAAGAAAUGGUGGAGCGAGAUAAACAAUCCUCGCCUGGAUCCAUCCGACUCCAUCUCGGAUCUGCAAAGAAAAACGGCACUCUGCCUCGUAGUGUUACUAUAAAUAGCAAAGUAGAAACUGACGUGUGACAGUCAUUUUGACUUGUCAUUGUAUCUUAGACACAAACGCUAGCAUUUUUGGUUGAUAUUAAACUGUUUGUUAUUUACAAGUUACUUCCAUUCACAUACUAUGACAUUUGAAUUAUGCAGAAAAUUUAUACAUUAAUUUGCCUGUUUAAAGUAAUUUUUGGCUCAAAUGUUGAUUGUCACAACAAAUGGAAUUAACUUUAGGUUACAUUUAUCUUUAUCAUAUUGACAGGACCAAGUGAAUACUGAUAGAUUUAGAGUGAAGUGAAAUAAGUCUAGAAGAUUAGGUAAAUACUGACAAAUGUCUCAUAAAGUGACAUUCACAUUUAUUAGAGCAUGGUUAAUGCUGUUAGUUUUAAAUUGAAGUGACAUUCACUUUGGCUGAUACUGUUAAUUUUAUAUUGAAGUGACAUUCACAUGGGUUAAUACUGAUAAUUUUAUAUUGAAGUGACAUCCAAUUGGGUAAUUACUGAUAGUUUUAUAUUGAAGUGACAUUCACUUGGGUUAAUACUGAUAAUUUUAUAUUAAAGUGACGUUCAAUUGGGUUAAUACUGAUAGUUUUAUAUUGAAGUGACAUUCACUUGGGUUAAUACUGAUAAUUUUAUAUUGAAGUGACAUUCAAUUGGAUAAUUACUGAUAGUUUUAUAUUGAAGUGACAUUCACUUGGGUUAAUACUGAUAGUUUUAUAUUUAAGUGACAUUCAAUUUGGUAAAUACUGAUAAUUUUAUAUUGAAGUGACAUUCACUUGGGUUAAUACUGAUAGUUUUAUAUUGAAGUGACAUUCACUUUGGCUGAUACUGUUAGUUUUAUAUUGAAGUGACAUUCACUUGGGUUAGUACUGUUAGUUUUAUAUUGAAGUGACAUUCAUCAUUUGAGGGAUAUAACACAUGAUAUUAUUAAGAUUUUAUGAGAUCAGUAUGUGUUCAUAUAUGUUCAUGUAGCUUUCUUAACCAAAUUAUUCUGUAGAUGCUAGAAUAGGAAACAGAUGCUGGAUUGGUGAAAAAUACAGCACAAUAGGUUGUCUAUACAGCUAACCAGAAACUUGAUAAGUAAUUUCAUAUUCAUGUAGUCACCAUCAUUGUUUAGAAUUAUUUACGAAAGGUGCAUUGUUUGUUUUCUUCAUAAGUGUCAUUCAUAAAUAUUUGUGUGGAAAUUGUUGUAGUGUCAUUUUGUAUUUUGUGAACUGUUUUGAGAUCUUAAAGAUAAUGUAAGUUAAGAUAUGUGUUGUUUUCAGAAGAUUUUGAUAAUAUUAACAUAGAUGAUAUUUUUUUAGGUAUUGUACCACUGGAGUGCGAAUUCAACGAAAAUGAUACAUUUUCUAUCAUGAAAGAUAUAUUUGUAAAUUUCAGAUUUUAUAAACCAUGACCAACUGUUGUAUAUAGUUUUUUUUUAAACAAAUAAGAAGAUUUUUUGUAACAUGUUAAGGCAUCGUUAUAUGUAUAUCAGAAUGUGUCAUACUUGCUGGUGUAAAAAGAGUUAAAAAGAUUCAGGAAAUUAUUUUCAUUAGGAAAAUUUUUACUGUAGGGUUUCAUAUAUUUUGACAAUGAAAUUAUUUUUAGUAUGUAUACACUAAGUAGAAGAAUUUGUACUCUUAACAUUAAUUGAAUCUAAGUUUCAUUUUACAUUUUUUUACCAUUAUCUUAGGUAUUCAUUUUUUCAAAAAUGUUAAAUAAUUUUAGUUAAAACAUAAUUAAUGUUUCACUGUAUAAUUUUGAAGAUUUCAAAAAGACAAUAAAUCAAAAUAAUUUUUAACCUUAUUUUUUCAAUGUAUACGGUCUAUUGUAGAGUGUAGUGUACUCCAAAUGUUAAUUGCCAAAGCAGGUGCUAUCAUGUAAAACCUGCAUAUAUAGUCAUACAUAAGAUGUAUUAGUGCCAUAUCAGUUUAUUUAUAUAUUUUAACAACAACAGUAUGUUAUCUUUUGUCUUGCCGUACACAAACACCAUAAAGCUGCAUGCCUCCAGAUGAGCCAAAAUAUUUGAAAAAAAAAAUUACUAACAUUUUAAGAAAAGUGAAAAUUAUUCGUAAUCAAGAAAUGAUUCACAUGCUAUAUGCAAUUAAUGAAUAAUUAUGCAGUAUUUAUCACAAUUUAUUUCUG
Messenger RNA from Ruditapes philippinarum (Manila clam), 6285 nucleotides. Its product is annotated as tyrosine-protein phosphatase 99A-like. Bases 317 to 4192 code for a protein of 1291 amino acids. Gene Ontology annotation, molecular function: protein tyrosine phosphatase activity; protein binding. The transcript is spliced from 29 exons. Gene Ontology annotation, biological process: protein dephosphorylation. Lineage: Eukaryota; Metazoa; Mollusca; Bivalvia; Venerida; Veneridae. The record is from RefSeq and is a predicted model, not a curated record.